This is a messenger RNA of Corythoichthys intestinalis (scribbled pipefish), 5372 nucleotides long. Its product is annotated as neurotrypsin-like. The record is from RefSeq and is a predicted model, not a curated record. Gene Ontology annotation, molecular function: serine-type endopeptidase activity. Gene Ontology annotation, cellular component: membrane. Gene Ontology annotation, biological process: proteolysis. The transcript is spliced from 14 exons. NCBI's taxonomy places the organism in Eukaryota, Metazoa, Chordata, Actinopteri, Syngnathiformes, Syngnathidae. Bases 180 to 2744 code for a protein of 854 amino acids.
UUGGAUGUGUGUAUGCGUGCGUGUGUGUGCUCUUCCAUCCCCUUCUUGUGCCGCACCCUCUGCUCAGUUUAGACCUCUCUUCAAGCAGCCCCCCCACCCUCAUCAUCCCCAUCACAACCAUCAUCCCCAUCCGGACGUAACGCCACUUGUCUAAGGAACGCACAGCAGGGAGGGAAAAGAUGUCUCCGAGCGGCCGUCGGUUCUUGUGCCUGAUCGGGACCGCCUGCCUGGGGCUGCCCUUGCUGGUGCGCGCGCAGGUGGUUGCUGACGACACGUAUUUAAACGAGGUGCAGAACUCAGUGCCUCUGUCCUGCUCCGAGGGUUUCACCGAGCUGGGCUACUACAAUGGCACAGUGUCCCAGACAGACUCCGGCGCCCCUUGCCUCAAGUGGACCGAGUUUCCGGACUAUGUGGUGCAGUACCCGGGGCGCGGGCUGGGCGAGCACAACUUCUGCAGGAACCCGGACCGCGAGUCCAACCCGUGGUGCUUUUUCCGGCAAAACUCUGGUGCCAUUGGUUGGGCCUACUGCGACUGUCAUCAAGGUGCCGCUCGACUGGUUGGCGGCUCCUCGUCCAACAGUGGGCAUGUUGAAGUCUACCUGAACGGCCAAUGGGGGGCGGUGUGCGACUCUCACUGGACUGACCGGGAUGCCAGUGUGGUCUGCAGGCAGAUGGGCCUCAGCGACAUCGGCACGGCAAUGCGACACUCCCAACUCGCCUCGGGGUCUGGCCUCUUCCAUUUUGAGCGUCUGGGUUGCCGUGGCGACGAGAAGAGCCUGAGCGGCUGCAGGAGCAGGACGUUCGUCACGGGGGAUUGUAACCAUGGAAAUGAGGCUGAAGUCCUGUGUGCUCCUCCUGAAGGUAGCGGACCCCCGCUACGACUGGUCGGAGGGGAGGAAGACUUUGAAGGCCGGGUGGAGGUCUUCCACGCAGGAAGGUGGGGCUCUGUAUGCGAUGACCAAUGGGACGACAGAGAUGCAGAGGUGGUCUGCAGGCAGCUGGGCUUCAGUGGGGUGGCCAAGGCAUGGUCGUGGGCUCACUUCGGUCAGGGUUCCGGUCCCAUCCUGCUGGACGCCGUCAAGUGUACGGGAAACGAACUGUUCUUGGACCAGUGCCCACACGGACACUGGGAACAGCACAACUGCGAUCACAUGGAGGACGCCGGUGUCUCCUGCAGCCCUUACACAGACGGCGUGGUGCGUCUGGUGGCAGGCGACAGCCCCUGGGAGGGCCGAGUAGAAGUGCUCCACAAUGGCGACUGGGGGACGGUGUGUGAUGACCGCUGGACACAGCAGCAUGCCCAGGUGGUGUGUGGACAGCUGGGAUACAGGGGGCACGCCGAAGUUGUGUCAGACGGGAUGUUCGGCGAGGGCGUCGGUUUGAUUCUGCUGGACGAUGUCCACUGCGAUGGCUCUGAGGCGUCCCUGCUGGACUGCCGCCACGGCAUCUGGGGGCGCACAGAUUGCUCCCACGCAGAGGACGUCGGCGUGCGUUGCAGAGGGCGCCCUGAAGAAGAGACUAACCAAGUGCCUGUCGUGGCGCCGGCCACAGGCCCGCUGCUGCGUCUCGCUGGAGGCUUCAGCAGGAAUGAGGGGCGCGUGGAGGUCUACCUCUACGGAGACUGGGGGACGAUCUGUGACGUGGGGUGGAACGACCUCAACGCUGCCGUGGUGUGCAGGCAGCUAGGACACAGGGGUGGAGCGCUGGCGGCCGGGGGCUUUGGGCAGGGCAAAGGCCCGGUCCACCUGGACCAAGUGAGGUGCACCGGAAAGGAAGAGUUCUUGGGCGAGUGUCCAUCGCUGGGCCUGAAUGACCACGGGUGCAGGCGUGGGCAAGUGGCCGGGGUCAAGUGUGAGGUCUCAGCUACCUCGACGCAUUACGCGACAGAUACAGUUCGUCACGAAGAGGCCACCUGCGGGGUGAGGAAGCUCCACGAGGAGGGUGACAAGACCAAGGGCCAUGAAGGAGCUGGUAACAAGCUCAGGACCGCUUGGCCUUGGCAAGCAUCCGUAUGGCUUCAGUCCCAAAGUCAAGAUGGCGGGCCUCUCUGCAGUGCCACUCUAAUUGCUUCCUGCUGGGCACUCACAUCUGCCACCUGUUUUGCCAGGUAUGGAACAGAGCCUUCCAGAUAUGUCGUGCGAGUUGGGGCUUCAGAGCGGACCCUGAGCCCAGAGCGUGUGGUGGUCCACAAGAAGUUCAAAGGUCAAAGCGGAGGUCAUGAUAUAGCUUUGGUCAAGCUACCAGGCGCCCAGAAGGGUCACUGCUUCACCUUUGACCCCCACGUCAACGCUGCUUGCCUGCCUGACGACGACCACCACAGCAGCAUGCCGGCGGCCUGCGUCGUCAUGGUGACCACGCGCUGGAGCGCACCGGACUCUGUCCUGGCGUCGUGGGUUCCCGUCAUGUCUUCGUGGCAAUGCAAGAAACGUCACGGCGACAGCUUCUCCAGCCACGGCACCGUUUGCGCCGGAAGCCCCCCAGACACCAGCGCCGAUUGUCGCGGCAACUCUGGCGGAGGCCUACUUUGUCAGGGCGAAGAUGGCCAGUGGGCGCUAGCAGGAGUGGUGGCCGGAAUCUAUGGCUGUGCAGACCCCUCCUCACCGGCACUAUACACCCGUGUCAGCCGCUUCCGUAGCUGGAUCGACGACGUCACCCGGGCAGAUUCCCAAAAUGGCCGACGAGCAGAGGAAACAAAUGACAUCGGACAACACGCGCACAUAAAGCACACGCAGGUGGCGGUUUGAUCGAGGCCCAAUUGUCUUACCGCCUGUGCCAUGGGGACCACCGGAGAAAAUGUUAACUCUAAUCGGUGGAUGCCUUCCUUCCCAACCAGAGGCCGAACAAAGAUGGCCGAUCAGCAUGUGCUUUCACAUCUUAAAUUCUAUUGAGUUACUCGGCUGGGUGCACCAUAACAACAACAAUUAGCAUCAGCGCUAACUGCUAAUUAAUGUACAGCAGAUAAUCAUGCAACGACAUCAAGAAAAAAAGGGCUUUUCUGUUGCAGGCUCAUCAUGGAUGACUGCACCACAACAAUACCGACCGCACCAUUAUUUCUAAACAAAGAAAUCCAUCUAUCUGUUCAUUUUUUAUGGUGUUAUACUCAUCAAGGUUGCAAAUUAGCUGAGGUCAAAUCAAGUUGACUUUUUGGGGGAGAGGAAGGGGCACUACUAGGACCUGGUGACCAAUCGCAGAGCAUAUUACAUUAUGUUGUUCUGGAGGAACCCUGUGAUGACUGAUAAUGCAGCGUUAGGGGCAAAACACACACGAUGGCGAAAUGUGAAAGUCAUCGCUGUUGACAGGGGCGCUGGAAGUCACUCACAGCAGGGGGCGGGCUGAGGAUAUUUUUUAUAGUGCUUCCCAUCUAAAAACAACCGUUUCAGUCCAAUAUUUUCAUGCUCGCACGUUUUCUCCAUUAAAAUGCGUGCACAAUGGCACUACACAAGCAUGCUGGAAAGCUUACGUACUACUAGGCUACUACAUAGACAGCGUUCUAUUUCAUCUACCGCGUGAGUUUUUGUAUUGGAAAUAAAAGCACUUGUGUAUUGCACACGAACACAUUUGAAAACUAAUAGGUCCAAUAAGCCUCAGUUUAACACCACCUUCUCACAACACUAAAAUAAAUUGCACACUAGUAUCCAACAGCGCUCUGCACGGCGGCAGAUCAACAGCAACAACAAAAAAUAGUAUGGCUACAAUGCAAGCAUAUCUUACCUAAUUGAGGACACAAAAAGUAGAUUGAACCAUCAUCAGAAUCAUCUAAAUUUUCUUCCUCGACUGUUUUCGAAAAUUUUGCUGUUUUUGUACAGAAAAAAAAAAGCCAAUUCGUUUUUGCGCCAUAUUAACGCAUCCUCUGUCAACAGUUAACUUUUACAACAGCGCCAUAUUCAACGUGACCCAGUCGCAAGCAAGUUGUCAAGGUAGUGGCCAUGUUAUCGGAAAAAAAAAAAAAAAAAAAACUUUUUCCAACAUAUACAUUUAAUACCCCAAGUUAAAUACUAAUGUUUUAUUUGUUUAUUACUGUACUGGCCCGGAUAUAAGACGGUGUUUUUUGCAUUUAAAUAAGAUUGAAAAAGAGGGGGUCGUUUUAUAUUCGCGGUCGAGACAUUAUACCCAUUCACAAAGCUAGAUGACGCCAGAUAUCGUUAAAGCAAUGUUCUGUUAUGACAGAUUUCAGCUACUCUCUCCAUUCACGACGCUAGAUGGCGCCAGAUAUCAUUGAAGCGAUGUUCUGUCAUGACAGAUCUCAGCUACUACUUUAACUAGUUUGCAUUAUUUUAUUGCAAUGUUUUUCCUUAUUCAGAUGUUUCAUAACUACAGUUACAGUUAGACUUCACUUUGAUGGUUGAUGCAGUUAUUGCAAUUUUGGUAUUUUAUCACAAUAGAUUGGCUUCUGGUUUUUGAAAUGUAAAUAAACCAUUCAUUUACUAAAGUGAUUGCACUUUAGUUUACAUAUUCAAAUGUUCAGAUAUUCAGAUUUGAAUGAGUAAAAAUAACAUGCUUUUUCUCUCAAAUAUAUUUUUAUAAUCAUUAGUUUCAGAUGUAACGUAAUUAUUUUCUGGAUAGAAAUUAAUUUGGUGUUCAAAAAGUCUUUUUUCAAAUUUGAGUCUUGAAAAAUAGGGGGUCGUCUUAUAAUCAGGGCCGUCUUAUAUUCGGGGCAAAAUAACAUAAUUUUUAACAAAAACAACAACAACAACAAAAAAGAAUCUACCAAAACAGUUUUUCCUCCCCAACACUAGGGGGUGCUGCAUCACCCUCAGUACCCUACUUCCCGUACCACUGGCUGUUUGAGCUGAAAGCCAACACACAGGGAGCGAUGCAACUGCAGCAGCAAGCGACAGGGACUCGAAUCGCCUGUGCGUCAUCGCUCUUCUCUGAUUGGCUGUGAAUUUGCAGGGCAUUUUAAAGCCAACAACUUUCCAUACUGCUGGUUUUUAUUAAUGUCCUGGAAAUCAUACCGAGAUCUAUCAUAAAGUAUGUGCUGUUCGCACACUGGUAAAAUGAUACGCUCCUCCAUGUUGACGAAGUGUUUUUUUUCUGUACAGACAAGAGGUAAAAUCUCUGGAUUUCACAUUGUGAAAACACAGAAAAUAUACAAGUCAUGACAUCAGUGAGAACAAAAGCUACAUUAGGACUCAUUUUUGCAUUGUUUUUGGUCUUGUACAUUUAAAUAUUCAUCAAAAUAGCUGCCAUCGACGGCGCUGACUGGAUAGGACCUCCAUCGCCGCCAAUGGCAGCCUGUGAAUUAAUAGCAGCAUGCCGUUUCUCUAAAUCCUUAUCAUGGCAACUGUCACCGUUGCAGAGCUUAAAUAAAACCUGAAAAGUUGUGCGGGUUGAGGUUUAAAAAAAAAAAAAAAAAAAAAAGACACCGAACA